Molecule: messenger RNA, 2113 nt
Organism: Neopelma chrysocephalum (saffron-crested tyrant-manakin)
Lineage: Eukaryota; Metazoa; Chordata; Aves; Passeriformes; Pipridae
Gene: CSNK1G2
Product: casein kinase 1 gamma 2
Exons: 12
Coding region: 399-1646 (415 amino acids)
Biological process (GO): peptidyl-serine phosphorylation; signal transduction; endocytosis
Cellular component (GO): cytoplasm; plasma membrane; nucleus
Molecular function (GO): protein serine/threonine kinase activity; ATP binding
Source: RefSeq, a predicted model, not a curated record
GAGCGGGGCCGGGCCGGGGGCGCCGCCGCCAUGGGGGAGCGGCCGCGGGGCAGCGGCGCCGCCGCCCGGCGCUGAGGGACCCGCCGAGCUGGGAGCCCGAGGAGCUGCGCUGGGAGGACCCUCUCCACAGGAUGUUCUCUCCACCAAAGACCUCCCUGUGAGCGGCGAUGAUGACAGUCCCGGCGGGACCUCGGGAAGCACUAACAUUUCAGUAGCCCUGCACCCUUGGGUGGCCGCCUUCCCCUCCUUCUCCGCCCCCCGCCCUCCCUCCGCUCCCCGGGAUGGUGUAUUAACCAAGAAGAGCCCUGCUUCUGUCCUCCUCGCCCACCCAUUUUCGGCAGCUCUGGGAUUUGUAUGGCAGCAGCGUAACCGUGGAGAGGCCGGGGUAUCACAAACUUAUGGAUUUUGAUAAGAGAGGAGGGAAAGGGGAGCUGGAGGAAGGUAAAAGGAUGUCCAAGACAGGUGGAGGAAGGAGCGGUCAUGGAAGCCGGGGCACUGGAACCAACUCGGGAGUGCUGAUGGUGGGUCCCAACUUCCGCGUCGGCAAGAAGAUCGGCUGCGGCAAUUUCGGGGAGCUCCGUCUAGGAAAGAACCUCUACACCAACGAAUACGUAGCGAUCAAAUUGGAACCCAUAAAGUCCCGGGCCCCCCAGCUGCACCUGGAGUAUCGGUUCUACAAACAGCUCGGCAAUGCAGAAGGAAUUCCUCAGGUUUACUACUUUGGCCCCUGUGGGAAGUACAAUGCCAUGGUGUUGGAGCUGCUGGGCCCCAGCCUGGAAGAUCUCUUUGAUCUGUGCGAUCGCACCUUCACGCUCAAGACCGUCCUGAUGAUCGCGAUCCAGCUGAUCACACGGAUGGAGUAUGUCCACACCAAAAGCCUGAUCUACAGAGAUGUGAAGCCGGAGAACUUCCUGGUGGGGCGGCCGGGCAGCAAGCGGCAGCACACCAUCCACAUCAUCGAUUUUGGCCUGGCCAAAGAGUACAUUGACCCCGAGACCAAAAAACACAUCCCCUACCGAGAGCACAAGAGCCUGACAGGGACAGCACGUUACAUGAGCAUCAACACCCACCUCGGGAAAGAACAAAGCCGCAGGGACGACCUGGAAGCAUUAGGGCACAUGUUUAUGUACUUCCUCCGUGGGAGCCUUCCUUGGCAAGGCCUCAAGGCCGACACGCUGAAGGAGAGGUACCAGAAGAUCGGCGACACCAAACGAGCCACCCCAGUGGAGGUGCUCUGUGAGAACUUCCCAGAGGAGAUGGCCACGUACCUGCGCUACGUGCGGCGGCUGGAUUUCUUUGAGAAGCCCGACUACGACUACCUGAGGAAGCUCUUCACGGACCUGUUCGAGAGGAACGGUUACGUGUUCGACUACGAAUACGACUGGGCAGGGAAGCCUCUGCCCACGCCCAUUGGCACGAUGCACAGCGAGGUGCAGGUGCAGCCCCCGAACAGAGACAAAGCACAGCCACACACCAAACACCAGGUGAUGAGCUCCACUAACGGAGAGCUGAACACAGACGACCCGACGGCAGGACACUCGAACGCCCCCAUCACAGCCCCCACCGAGGUGGAGGUGACAGACGAUACAAAGUGCUGCUGUUUCUUCAAGAGAAGGAAGAGGAAAACCACCAAGCGUCGCAAGUGAGCCGGGGCCGGGCGGAGCCGCGACGGCUCCUCUCCCUCUGGCCGUGGCUGGAUGUUGACCCGCGGAGCCGGCGGCCCCUCGGGCUGGACGGGGACGGGGGGGCCGGGCCGGACGGGCUCCCCCAGCGCCCCACGCGCAGCUGGGGAGCGGGGCCUCCCCAAACUGCUUGUCCUUUCCUCCGCCACCCGGCGCGUGGCCGUUUACUCGAACCAAGCCCAACUUCGCUGAAGUUCCUGCGUCCGUCAAACAGAAAAAAAAAAAGGAAGAAAAAAAAGGAAACCGAAACAAAUCCACGGCGUCACUUGCUUUGAGUCUAUAACUAGUCUGAAAUGGGGAUCAACUACAGACUCUGACCCGUCGCUGUCAGAAGAAGACGAAGACAAUUUCGAGAGCAGUGGGCUAAGGAGGAAUUUUUUUUUCUGUUGCUUCUUUGUCUCUUAAGUUAAUUUAAAGUGAGUCUCGGUGCA